Prunus dulcis (almond) is the source of this 1186-nucleotide messenger RNA. RefSeq names its product glycine-rich protein A3-like. The transcript has 3 exons. Bases 336 to 926 code for a protein of 196 amino acids. Lineage: Eukaryota; Viridiplantae; Streptophyta; Magnoliopsida; Rosales; Rosaceae. The record is from RefSeq and is a predicted model, not a curated record.
UCACAAAGAGAGAAGGCGUGCAAAACGUGUGUAGCCUCCUCUACUCAUUUACAUACAAAUCAACCUGGUCUUUUCCUUUUCCUUCCCAUUAUCAUCAACUCCCCUCCUCCCUUCGUAUUUUCCUAGAAGUACUUCAAGGCUUCUUCUUUAAGCUCCCUUUACGCGUUUGACAAAAAGAGAGAAAUUUUUUUUUUUUCCACACGCUUUUGUUUGUGUGUUUAAGGCCGAAGCCGCAUGCAAUCUUGAAACAAAAAUUGUGGCACCACAAACUACCAAUUUGGUGAAUUACACAGAAAACAAAAAAAUAGCAUCAAGUUGUUACAAGUUGAAGUAAGAUGGACGGUGGAAGAGACAACAAAGAUGAGUCUAAUGACAAAGGGCUAUUUUCACAACUUGCUGGAUAUGCUGCUGGACACUACCCACAGCAUGGAUCAUACCCUUCACAAGGAUAUGGAUAUCCUCCACAAGCACAUGGACCACCUGGAUAUGGAUAUCCUCCACAAGCACAUGGACCACCUGGGUACCCUCUCCCUGGUGGGUAUCCUCCUCCAGGUGGGUACCCUCCUGCAGGCGGGUAUCCUCCAUCUGGAUAUCCUCCCCCUGGGGGAUAUCCACCAUCUGCCUAUCCUGCCCCAGGUGGAUAUCCACCAGCCGGAUAUCCAGGUUCAUCAUCUCACCAUUCAGGGCAUGGACCUAAUAUGGGAGGGAUGCUAGCUGGGGGUGCUGCAGCUGCAGCUGUCGCUUACGGGGCUCACCAUCUUGUGCACGGGGGUCAGCACGGCUAUGGUUAUGGGGGUCACCACGGCUACGGUCAUGGGAAGUUCAAACAUGGUCAUGGUCAUGGGAAGUUCAAACAUGGCAAAUUCAAGCAUGGGAAAUUUGGCAAGCGCUUUGGCUUUGGGGGCAAGUUCAAGAAAUGGAAGUGAUAUAAUGGACCUUAGGCAAAAUAUAAUGGCCGGUUGAAGAUCUUAGUCUCUCUGUUGAUAAUGGUAUUCUACAUUUGGCUUUCUGAAAAUCACCUCAGACAAGAUUUUUUGGAUUCUUUUUAUUAAAAACUGCUAUUAUGUAUAUGUCAUUCUAGUUAUUUUCGUUCUUGUGAUGUAAAUGAAGUUUCUGUUCCAAAACGACUUCAAGAAUUUUCUCUUUUCUUUUUAUCCUUAACUAAUUUUGAGUUCUGUUUUGGAAA